AUGAUGCAAGCCCAAGGGAAAGCAAGUAAUCAAGGAGCACAAAUUUUUAUAGGAGAUCUUCAUCCUAGCGUUUCAGAAUCAGACCUAUUUCAACUCACUUCAAAAUAUGGUCAAGUAGUUUUUAUAAGAGUUCUCAGACACAUUGACACAAGAAUUUCACUAGGGUUUGCCUUUGUAAGCUUCACAGACCCAACUCUUAUUUACUUACUUAAUUAUUUAGUGUUUAAAGGUGUCUAGUGCCCGCUCCCUAUUUAAAUGUGGACUAAGCCAACUGGUGACGUCACUGGUGAAGUCAAAAUGGCAAGCCAUCGGACAACCCAGCGGUAACCCCAGGGCCACAUGUUUCACCCGACGCGUUAACAUUGCUCUCAUCAGACUUAGCUCCAGCGCGUGCUCCGCCUAAGGCACAGACCCAACUCAAGCAAAUACUGCAAGAGUUGAGCUGAAUGGGCUUGAUGUCAAAGGAAAGCAUAUUAGAGUUAUGAAAUACUGCAGAGAGCGCGACCCAGAAGCUAAUUUAUUUAUCAACAACCUGCCUGAAAACGUCACAAGUAAAGAAUUGGAUGAUUUUUUUAGUGUCUAUGGCAGUAUUUUGUCCACAAAACUAGUUUACGACUCCAACGAGCGUCCUCGAGGCUAUGGCUUUGUCCAAUUCGAAAAGCAAGAAUCAGCUAAAAAAGCAUUAGAAUCCACAAAAACCAUAGAUUUCAAAGGAAACAGACUCACCGUCGAAAAAUUUGUUCCUAUGAAAGAACGCAACGAUAUGUCAAAUAAUCGCAAUUUAUACGUAAGAGGCUUUGAUUCCUCAUUAUCAGUCGACGACCUCCACAGGCGAUUUUCUAUAUUCGGUACCAUCACUUCCCACGUUGUGAUGAGAAAUGAAUUCCAAGGCCAACCAAGGUUUUUUGGGUUUGUCUGCUUUGAUACCCCAGAAAAUGCCAAAAAAGCCUCAGAAGAAAUGAACGGAAAAUCUGAAGGAAAUUUUACAUGACUAGUAGUCCCUCAUAUGAAAAAAGCAUUAAGGCUGUCAAUAAAUAAAGCUAAUUAUCAAAAGAAAAUUGAGGAGUGGAAAAGAAAAAAUCUUUAUAUUAGAGGAAUCCCACCUGCUAUUGAUGAAGAAAAGCUGAGAAAAAUCUGUGAAGCGUAUGGGCAGAUUGAGUCUGUGCUGAUUCCAAAGACGGAAAAUGUGAGAUUUGAGGAUGGGAAACAGGUUAAAGAAUGGACACCGAAAGGAAUUGCAUAUGUAUGCUUUGCACAAGCUGAAUAUGCGAAUAAGGCACUGGCUGUGCUAAGAGAUACAACGUUAGAAGGGAAUAGACUGUUUGUAGCACAUUGGAAACCGAGGGAAGAGGUAGCAAAAUUGGUAGGGAUGAUGAAGAUGAGGAAGAUACAAAGCCAGAUGUGGGAGUAUGGGAUGAUUGGGAAUAUGAUGGGCCGAGGAAUGAGGGCUCCUGGGCCUAUGCCACCUAGGCCAAAGCCUGUACCAGAAGCUCCCAGUCAGUUGCUUAUUUCACAACCCUUCGUCCAUUACCCCCCACCUCCUCAGCCUCCUCCUGUUGCCCAGCUUCCUUUUAGCCUGGCUGACUUCACUGCUGCUGCUCCAGAGAUCAAAAAGCGUAUGAUUGGUGAAGCUAUUUAUCCUCCCGUCUUAUAUACAUAAAAUGGCGUAUGGCGACCGACCCACCCUCUCAGUGGUGGUUACCCAUGUAUAUCCGGGCAUGGUUUUUGGAGCCAGGAAUUAGCCCAACAACGUCUGGGACCUCGAAGCGAAAGGCCUAAGCGCGAGAGCCGCUGUUUUUGCGACCAGACCCAUGGGCAGUUAUUCGUGACUUCUUUUUGCCAGCAGCGCUCAGCCCAGUGAGUGCCCGAAAUGAGGCAGGGUGAAUUACCUGCCUAAGCUGCUUUAGUGGCUCGCCCCGAAUGGCGAAAGCUGUUGAGUUUUUUUCUCGGGAUGACCGGAAAAGAGGGGAGGCGAGUUAGACACCAAAACGGGGGUCUCUCCAGUUGAAAAGGUGCCCUUCAAUGGGCAGAUCUGGCGGACGACGAAGCGGAGUUGGCGUAAACUUAGGCGACGAUCCAAGUUGGAAAUGGAGUGGUCAGCAAAGCCGGUAUGAGACGGCCCUUGACAAUACCUCUACCGAGAAACCGGGGGUUUCGGCCCGGGCUUGGUGAACGCUCUGCCACCACACGGGAAACCGUGGCAUGCGACCUCGGACGUAGUAGGGACCUUAAAUACCCAGCGUAAUCUUAAUCUUAAUCUUAAUCUUAAUCCUCCCGUCUUAAAAUCUUCUAAUCAGCAAGUUGCAGGCAAAAUUACUGGUAUGCUUCUUGAAAUGGAUAACGCUGAGCUCCUUGGACUAUUACAGAACCCUCCUCUCCUUCUCGUUAAAGUUACAGAAGCCAUCGAAGUGCUUAAUCUCUAUCUAAUUAAUGAGCAUUUUUAUUUUAUUAUGAAUUAUACUUAUAAUUUUUAAACAUUUAAAUUUUAUAGGAAAUGCAAAUAUAUUUUAGCUUUAUAAUUUAUAUUUUUAGUAAAAUAAAAAAGAAAUGUUUAUUAUUAAUCAUAAUUAAAAUAUGGCGUCUUCGUCUGGGUAUGGCCUCUCGGCCAUACAUACUCGACUCAUAUUUUAAUUAUAUCCGGCAAGGUUUUGCCAUUCAGGAAAUGAGCAGCAAUGCAAGGUAAGCAAUUCUGCAGAGCAGAGCCUGGCCCAUGCUCAACGACCAGAAUGAUUUCGGAAAGCCAACUCUCGUCAGCUCAAGCAGCAGUCACAGAAAUCCAUAGCCCGCCCACUCAACACUUAAGCCGCGGGAUUCCGGGGUAAGGAGGAGGUGUAUGUCUCCUUGGCUGGCCUUUAUGACCAGUUGAGACUAUACCUCAAAGCAGGUGAACCCUAAUAUUGGGUCCUUGGCGACUGCGUUAACAAUACGGCAGACGCCUAUUAAUGUAUAAGUAAAUAAGUAAGUUUAUUAUUAAUCUGGGGAGGCUAGAAAAGCUUGGGCAACAAACUCCGAUCUCUUAAAGUUGCUGGAUGCUAAAUAA
This is a messenger RNA of Blepharisma stoltei, 3040 nucleotides long. Lineage: Eukaryota; Ciliophora; Heterotrichea; Heterotrichida; Blepharismidae. The record is from the annotation of a GenBank genome assembly.